GGUUUUCAACAAGAAGAAAGCUAGGGACCGGGUGCGGCAUUUUGAGCUUCGGCCUGACACUCAUGCCAAGCGACAACAUGAGAGUGAGCGAAUGUUUUAUCCUAGCCCUGGCCCUCCCUCGUCCGUAGCGCCCUUCAAGUUCUGAGAUCCUUUCAACAGUUCCUCUCAAUCUCGCCUGAAGCAAAGUGGCAUUGUCUGACUGUUGUCCAAUGGACGGUUCUGCGUCCACCAGCUAUGGCGGCUACUAUUCCUCAAUACCGCAAUUGUUUCCCACGGAAGGCCAAGGUCCCCUAAUGCCCCCUCCUGAAGAGCCUCCACCCCCGCCUGCGGAAACUCCUCCCCUUCCACAGGAUGUAGCUCCACCACCCCCUCUGUCCCCAAGGUCCGGUAGGCGACAGAAAGCAAGGCGAACGGUGUCCGUCCAGGACGUGCCACCAACAGUAGGAACGGAAGAAGUUCUUUACAGUGCUUUUGCUCAGUUUGGGAAAGUAGAGAGCGUCUACAUUGCCAGAAACUACCUGGAUUCAAGCCGCAAUCCAGAGUGCAUAGGAACAGCCUUGGUUCGGUUUGGGACUGAGGAGCAGGCCAGGAAAGUAAUCCAGGAAACGACUGAGAAGCUGUACAUGGUCGGGGGGAUGCCGCGGCCAAUCAUGGCGUGCAUCGCUGACGAGUCGCAGUUGCCCCUGGAGGAAGAUACCGUGCAGGAACCGGCACCUCUUCCUGUGAAGCUUUUGGGGAGGUCCUCAGACGCUCUUGAGCUGGAGUUUGCAAUGAAGUGGAGGCAGCUGCACCGGCGGCAGCAGGCGGAGCGCGCUGUGCUCAAAAAGAUGAACGCCAAGAAGGAAAAGGAACUUGCAGAAAAGCAGGAAAAAAUUUUCAAAGAGAUCUACGAAAGGUACGAGAUAGUCCGGCGAACAAACCAUUCUCAGGGGGUGGAGCAACUAAAGAGAGUGCUGUCAAGGAGAUAAAACGACCGACAGCACUGGACACAAUGCUUGACUUGUAUAGCUUAAGGCUCUUGGCCUGGCAACAUUGGGAACAAACUUGCUGCGCACCCCAAGGCCCGUUAUGUACGAGCUAAUCUGGAUGGCACUGCGGCACCAUACUGACUUACAAUUCUUUACAUUGACCACAUAUAUACAACCGGACCGUCGCGCAUCUUUUUGAAGCCCGUGUCGCA
Molecule: messenger RNA, 1180 nt
Organism: Klebsormidium nitens
Lineage: Eukaryota; Viridiplantae; Streptophyta; Klebsormidiophyceae; Klebsormidiales; Klebsormidiaceae
Source: the annotation of a GenBank genome assembly